AGUCAUGUUACAUAGGCAAGGGGACAUUUUCAUCGCUGCAUGUUUCCAUGUCUGCGACUCAAAGGUGUAAAAAAGAAUGUUACAAGAAGAAACUUUCAAAAAGUUUGGCGCAUUCAAAAUUUCUUUCAUUUCUGAGGGUGGAUCGUAUAGAUGGUCCGUGCACUAUUACUAACCUACCUUAGAAAAGUCAACUGCUUCAAUCUUUCAACUUCUCUCAAACUCGCGAUACAACAUUCUGAUACUCUGAACGACACCAAGGCAACACCAACACAAAACAGUUGCCCAUCAUGUCGCUCGUCUCAGGAGAGAAGACGAACUUCCAGUUCAUCUUGCGUCUCCUCAACACGAACGUCGAUGGCAAGGAGAAGGUUAUGUACGCCAUGACCCGAAUUAAGGGUGUUGGACGACGAUACUCCAACUUGGUCUGCAAGAAGGCCGACGUUGAUCUAAACAAACGUGCCGGUGAACUUACCUCGGAAGAACUCGAGCGAAUCGUCACCAUUCUCCAGAACCCUACCGCCUACAAGAUCCCUGCCUGGUUCCUCAACAGACAGCGUGAUAUCACCGAUGGCAAGAGCUCCCAGGUCUUGGCCAACGGUGUCGACUCCAAGCUCCGUGAAGAUCUUGAGCGCCUGAAGAAGAUCCGUGCCCACCGUGGUCUCCGACACUACUGGGGUCUCCGUGUCCGCGGUCAACACACCAAGACGACCGGUCGUCGUGGCCGGACUGUCGGUGUCUCCAAGAAGAAGGGUGGUUAAACAAAUCGGUGGAAAAGGGCAUGGUUUCAUUGGUUCAGAUCAUUCAUUGCGGAUGGAAAGGCGUGAUGGCUGGACUGAAAUUACUGCAUUGACGUUAUUACUCAUAUGCUUCGCGAAUUUGGGGGCUUUUCUCAUCGGUUACGACAAAGUCAUGGGUGUACUCUGAGAAGAUAAAUCGAGACAUCAGUGGCCAACACUCCAAACU
Hypoxylon fragiforme is the source of this 963-nucleotide messenger RNA. Its product is annotated as ribosomal protein S13. The record is from RefSeq and is a predicted model, not a curated record. The transcript is spliced from 4 exons. Gene Ontology annotation, biological process: translation. NCBI's taxonomy places the organism in Eukaryota, Fungi, Ascomycota, Sordariomycetes, Xylariales, Hypoxylaceae. Bases 288 to 758 code for a protein of 156 amino acids. Gene Ontology annotation, cellular component: cytosol; ribosome; small ribosomal subunit. Gene Ontology annotation, molecular function: RNA binding; structural constituent of ribosome.